GGCAACCAGGACCAGAUCAGCUGAGUUCCUCAAUCAGUCGCCCCAGCUAGCUGCCGCUGCUCCAACCGAUCUCUCGUUGGCCCGGGCGUACAUAUUUUCAUUGCAAGCAUCGAGUUUCUUCAGUAGGUGAGCGUCUCGGUGCACGGCCAGAGCAGAAGCCGUCUGCUGUCCGCUCCAACCCUCUCAGCAUGGAGUCGUCCAAGUCUCCGCGGAGCUCCAAGCAUCACCACUCUCGGUCCAGAUCGCGAUCCAAGGACCGAAAACGUGACCGAAAGCACAGACGAAGUCGCAGCAGGAGCAAAGAGGCACGCAAGAGAGACUGUGAGAAGCCGACCAAGUCUCACAAGAAGCAGCAGGACGAGCAGGAGCAGAGCGAGCGGGGGAAGGACCGGCUCUCCGCCGAGAAUGGCGAGGAGCGACACCGCCGCAAGGGAGACAGGAAGCCGUCCAGGGGGCGGAGCCACUCCAGGGGGAGGAGCCACUCCAGAGGGCGGAGCCACUCUAGGUCACACUCACGGGAAAGGCGGCACCGCAGCAAAAGUCGAGACAAGAAGAAGUCUCGCUCACGGAGUCGAGACAGGAAGCGAAAGGCCAGGUCGGGGUCCCGGUCGAAGCACCGCCACCGGAGCCGCAGCCGCAGCAAGAGCAGGGAGCGGAAGAAGAAGAGCGAGAAAGUGCGCAGAAAGAGCCGGAGCAGGUCUGUAAGUCCGCCUGCCUUCCGGGGCAGAAACACAGCCAUGGACGCCCAGGAAGCCUUGGCCAGAAGGUACAACAACAACUUGGAGGAAUUACUGGAACGGGCCAAGAAGUUACAGGAACAAAAGGAAAAAGAGAUUCUGGAGAAACAGCAGCAGCAGCAGCAGGAAGUGCCGAAAGCGCCCACACCGUUGCUAUGCAAGGCCGUAACGGCAGCGGCGCCCAUGGCAACCCACACAGUGCUCAACGUAGCGGCCCUUCUGGCCUCUGGCACCCAGGUCACACCCCAGAUAGCAAUGGCGGCCCAGAUGGCCGCCCUCCAGGCCAGAACACUGGCGGAGACCGGCAUCGCCGUGCCCAGCUACUACAACCCCUCCGCCGUGAACCCCAUGAAGUUUGCCGAGCAAGAGAAGAAGCGGAAAAAACUGUGGCAAGGAAAGAAGGAAGGGGACAAAUCCCAGACCGCUGAGUUGUGGGAGAAGCUCAACUUUGGCAACAAGGACCAAAACGUCAAAUUUCGGAAGUUGAUGGGCAUCAAAGACGAGGAAGAAGGCGAAACCUCCAAACCACUCAACGCAGAGGGUCUAAAGACGCUUCAGCAGCAAGAAGAGAUGUUUAGAAACCUGGACGUUCAGUACGAAAUGGCUCGCUCACAGACCCACACCCAGCGGGGCAUGGGCCUGGGAUUCACCACCUCCUUCCGUGGAAUGGACACCAUUUAGUGCAGGGCCUUCCCCAUCCCCCCCCCGCCGUCCCAGUGUCUCUGAUCAUACACCGUCUGUCAUCUAGCUGCCAGCUAGGUCUCGUAUCUAGUGUGCAAGCUUGCAUGGAUGUCUCAUCUGGUUGUCAUUUAGAAGCACCGAUAUCACCUCCCGGGACACGAUGUAAAUAGACAGUGUGUGUCACUGUCACUCUGUAUAAUGCCAGUUAUGCUUGGUUGUUUUUUUGGGGGGGCGGGGCUGGGUUGGGUUGGGUUAUUUUUUUUAACUUAAAAUAUAUGCAAUGUGAUUGUUUGAAUUGGAAUAUGUUUAGGUCCGGUUGGUAGAGUUUCGAUUCCAUUCAGUUACCCAAAACAUGUGCAUCCCUGUAGGAAACGAGGGCUGAGCGGAAUAUUUUUGCUGCGUUUCUUCAUGAUGGAUGUAUAAGAACAAAAAACUGAAGUUGUGUUUAAUUUGUCAAAUAAGAGACUGGAACCAUUAUGUAAUACUUUCUGAUCUUCAAAUAAAUCCUUUGUGUUCA
Molecule: messenger RNA, 1935 nt
Organism: Gadus morhua (Atlantic cod)
Lineage: Eukaryota; Metazoa; Chordata; Actinopteri; Gadiformes; Gadidae
Gene: rsrc2
Product: arginine/serine-rich coiled-coil 2
Exons: 10
Coding region: 189-1418 (409 amino acids)
Source: RefSeq, a predicted model, not a curated record